Messenger RNA from Melitaea cinxia (Glanville fritillary), 1932 nucleotides. RefSeq names its product probable cationic amino acid transporter. The record is from RefSeq and is a predicted model, not a curated record. Gene Ontology annotation, biological process: amino acid transport; transmembrane transport. Gene Ontology annotation, cellular component: plasma membrane. The annotation marks the transcript as partial. NCBI's taxonomy places the organism in Eukaryota, Metazoa, Arthropoda, Insecta, Lepidoptera, Nymphalidae. The transcript has 15 exons. Gene Ontology annotation, molecular function: amino acid transmembrane transporter activity.
AUGUCUAGAUGCCUCACGACGUUAGACCUUACGUCCCUGGGUGUGGGGUCAUGCGUCGGUACUGGAAUGUACUUAGUGGCGGGUAUGGUUGCCCGCAAGUUAGCCGGGCCCGGCGUAGCGUUGAGCUUCAUCAUAGCUGCCAUAGCAAGCAUUUUUUCUGGUUCCUGCUACGCUGAGUUCGGUGUAAGAGUACCGAAUACAACGGGAUCGGCCUAUACCUACUCCUACGUUACUGUCGGAGAGUUUAUCGCUUUUGUGAUUGGCUGGAAUAUGAUCCUCGAAUACUUGAUCGGAACAAGCGCCUGCGCCCGCGCACUGAGUGCCUGCUUCGACUCCUUGUGCGACGGCGCGAUCAGCAAUUAUUUUUCCGACAAAAUUGGCACUAUCUAUGGUAAACCACCCGAUUUCGUCGCUUUUGGGAUCUCCAUUAUGAUGACCAUGAUUCUAGUCGCCGGCGUCAAGAAGUCCCUCUUCUUCAAUAAUCUAUUAAAUGCGAUUAACCUAUGUGUGUGGGUGUUCAUCAUGGCAGCUGGCGUGUUUUACAUGGACACCAGUAAUUGGACCCAACAUAAGGGUUUUCUGCCCUUUGGGUGGUCGGGGGUGUUCAGCGGAGCGGCCACUUGCUUCUACGCGUUCAUCGGAUUUGAUAUUAUAGCUACAACGGGUAUGGAAGCCAAUAACCCUAAACGCUCUAUUCCGUUGGCCAUUGUACUGAGUUUGGGCAUCAUCCUCUUCGCUUAUGUCAGCAGCUCAGUGAUGCUCACUUUGAUAGUGCCCUACAAUGAAGUGGCUACCGAUUCUGCGCUGGUGCAGAUGUUUACUUACGUAAAUGCGCCCACUUGCAAGUAUAUUGUGGCCCUCGGAGCACUCGCUGGUCUGACCGUCUCCAUGUUCGGAUCCAUGUUUCCAAUGCCUCGUGUCGUCUACGCUAUGGCUCAAGAUGGCCUAAUUUUUAGACAAUUAGCAACAGUAUCUGAGGCUUCUGGCACUCCUGCCAUAGCUACGAUCACCGGUGGAACAGCAGCCUCCAUUGCCUCCCUCAUUAUCCAACUUGAGGUCCUAGUAGAAAUGAUGAGCAUUGGCACCCUCCUCGCUUACACUCUGGUAUCAACUUGUGUAUUGGUCCUCCGCUACCAGCCCCACUCCGAAAAUCUCAUCGAGCUACUCCCGCAAAGCCUUCGCACGCCUGUUGAGCCCGAAGGCACAGCGUCCACUCAACGCGAGACAUCCUUCAUUCGCGGGCCUACGCAAAUUAUGCCACCCAGUCAACGAGUCAUGGUACGACGCGUCACUCGCAGCUCUCCUGAUAGUGACGAUACACUUCCCGGCGACGACAGCGAGGAAUACGGACGCGAUGACACGUUCCUGGUCAAUUCCAAUAAUGAGAACAAGUUCUAUGGCGCUGUACCCGGCGGUUGUUCCGUGAGCACUUCUCGUUGCGCUCGCUUCUUUGACUCCGUGUAUCGCAGACUGCACGCAAUGUCCUACCUCUGCCCUGGUCUCCUGCCAUGGGUUGACUGCGGUCCCGCUACAGAAAAUUCCGGUAUGUUCGUCAUAAAAGCUGUCGGUAUCUUGUACAUACUCAUCAUCAUCUUCGAUAUCUUCGCGGCGUACGGCCACCCCGGCGAAUCGACCUUUACCGCUAUCGUGAUGAUAAUUUUGAUUAUUGUCAUCUUUGGUAUCCUGCUCCUUAUUUCCCGGAAGCCGCAAAACAGGUCUUCACUGAUAUAUGCCACACCCUGCUUGCCAUUCGUGCCUGCCAUCGCCAUCAUAGUUAACAUCUACCUUAUUCUGAACCUUUCGAUUCUGACUCUUGUUCGAUUCACCGUAUGGAUGAUAAUUGGCUUGAUAAUGUACUUCAAGUAUGGCAUCAAAAAUUCGACAUUAGAAACCAAUCCACCCGUCCCCCGCGCACCCACCCCACCUCCACCG